Dacryopinax primogenitus is the source of this 312-nucleotide messenger RNA. RefSeq lists its product as uncharacterized. Lineage: Eukaryota; Fungi; Basidiomycota; Dacrymycetes; Dacrymycetales; Dacrymycetaceae. The transcript is spliced from 2 exons. The record is from RefSeq and is a predicted model, not a curated record. Bases 1 to 312 code for a protein of 103 amino acids.
AUGCUAUGUCCUAGGUCCAAGUAUCCCUUGGCCUGCUUGGCGAAGCUUAUGGAGGUCUAUGGGGAAGGGCUUGCUAUCAGUUAUGACAUCAGUUGUGAGCAUUCAAAGACAGUCGCUUGUACCGAAGAGCUACGUGUCCAUUACCUCAUUGGAGCUUUUCAUGGUUACACCCACAACUGGCAUUGUCAGCUAGGCUUCCACCCAUGGUUUCUAGGGACAGCUGGUCUAGAAGAGUUUGAGACUAAUGAGCACUUGUUCUCAAGGCAGAACCUUACUGCCCAUCUAUUCUGCUAUGCAUCAGCAUACCACUGA